UUUGAGUAUCUUUGGAAUGUCAUAGCUGUUUCUGACUGCAUCUUGUGACUAGCUCUCCUUUGAACGUUCAGUGUAAUUAGUGCAUAUUUUGAGAUCUCCUCAUAUUUCUUAGUGAGCCUUGGUGUUAAAAUGAAACAAAAAGCUGAUGCGUGUAGGAGUAGGCCAGUUUUUCUGGUGUAAUGGGGAUAGGAAAGAUCUUAUUAUCUGCAAGUUAAAACUUUAACUUUUGUACUUUAGGAGAGGCAUGAGUUGGAAGGACUUUGCUGCUGCAUGAGAACAAAGGGCACGGCCUUCGUGCUGUUGCAACACUGAGCUUUUUGCAUUCCUGCAGCAGGUUGGAGCCCUCGUUGUGGGGCAGCACCUGGCUGGUUUUGGUGCUGUGCUGUCCAGGAGACGGGACAGAGGCUUGGAAGAGCAGUCACUUUGGUCUUGAAUGUCUACGGAGCUGAGGACGUAGUUGUCUGUUCCACUGGCGUCCAGUACGGAAGAGAGAGUGAAGAGGGACGCAGCUGUACCGAGCUGGAACGAUCCCCAUACGUGACUGAUCUAUGAAAUGGCAGAGAAUGGAACAGAUUGUGACCAGAGACGCAUAAGAAUGAUCAAAGAACAGCACAAUGGAAGCUUUACAGAUUCCUCUUUGUUGAGUGAACGGAAGCGAAGGGACCGAGAAGGGAGGUCAAAUAUUGUCCUCUGGAGACAACCGCUUGUUACCUUGCAGUAUUUUUUCCUGGAAACCCUAAUAAACUUGAAGGAAUGGACCAUAAAAUUGUGGCAUCGGCGAAGUAUCUUGGUGUCUUUUUUACUGAUGCUUGCAGUGCUUACAGCUACGUAUUACAUUGAAGGCACACAUCAACAGUAUGUGCGGUAUAUGGAGAAAAAGUUCUUCUGGUGUGCCUACUGGGUAGGAUUAGGCAUUCUGUCCUCUGUUGGACUUGGAACGGGUCUCCACACCUUUCUGCUCUAUUUGGGUCCACACAUAGCAUCAGUUACUCUUGCUGCUUAUGAGUGCAACUCAGUUAAUUUUCCUGAGCCACCUUACCCAGAUCAAAUUAUCUGCCCUGAUGGGGAGACGACUGAAGGAUCCAUCUCCUUAUGGGCUAUCAUCUCAAAAGUCAGGCUGGAGGCCUGCAUGUGGGGUGCUGGCACAGCCAUUGGAGAGCUGCCUCCGUAUUUUAUGGCGAGGGCGGCCCGACUCUCUGGUGCUGAACCUGAUGAUGAAGAGUACCAGGAAUUUGAGGAGAUGCUGGAAAAUGCAGAGACUGCACAAGAUUUCGCUUCCCGGGCUAAACUGGCUGUGCAGAACCUGGUGCAGAAGGUUGGGUUCUUCGGCAUUUUGGCCUGCGCUUCAAUUCCAAACCCUCUGUUUGACCUGGCCGGCAUAACAUGUGGACACUUUCUGGUUCCCUUCUGGACCUUCUUUGGUGCAACCCUGAUUGGGAAAGCAGUAAUUAAAAUGCACAUCCAGAAACUUUUCGUUAUUAUAACAUUCAGCAAACAUAUAGUGGAGCAGAUGGUGUCCCUAAUCGGGACUGGCCCGGAUCGCUGAAUCUGAGCAAAAUGUGGCUGCACUGUUUGUCCCCAGACCCCGAGAGGGGUCCGGAGAAGGACAAAGUGUGUGUGCCAGAGAGUUGGACAAAAUCAAUCCCCGUGUUAGCAGUUAAACGGUUUUUCCAAAUGAACAGCUGUGGAUAUUAGAGAGAUCAUCCAUAAAGUGAGGUUGUGACUCAAUAUUGCAUCACCUUUCCAAGCAGCGUUUCAGCCUGGGAGCCCGGUGGCUUGUUCGCACCCUCCAUUCCAUUAUUAGGGUUCUCGUUUCCCUUCAGGUUAUUAUUUCCAUGAUAAAAUGGACUUCCACGUUUUUAAACCUGCAGUGCUUAAUGUUUCUUGAUCGUUGCAGCUGGGGGACCAAUUCCAGCCGUUCCUGUGCGCUGCUGGAUGCGCCGUGUAAUUCGGCACUGAAUGCCACUGAAGUUCUUAUUUACAUUUUUAAUUUCCAUCAAAAGAAAUUGAGUUUAAGAACUGCUUAAUCAGCUGCUUAAUCACUUGCUGCUGGAGGCCUCUUGAGAAUGAGAAACUUCCAUCAGCAGUAAAACCCCCACUGUAUGACUGUUCCUAAAAUGUGGGUCUGCAAUGGCAGCCUCAGUGUUUCUUGAUGUAUUUGCUAACGUUUCUCUUCUGGUAAAUGCAAACUUACAGAGGUUUUGGUAAGACGAGAACUUUACGUCCCGUGUCAUGGACUGAUAGAUUGUUUUGUAAAUGUUAUCACAAUGAUAGCGGAGUGCGGCGUUUGAUUCCGAGCGUGCAGCACAGCUUGUGCUUGCUGGAGUGCUCACACUGAGAGCAUCGCUUGUGACAUUUCCAUAACUCCAGUAACUCUUAAAGAUUUCCUAAGAUGAAAAAUAUACCUUUUAAAAGCGCAAGUGUCAAUGGUUUUAAAGCAGUAUUUUUAAUAUAAGCAAAAAUGCUAAAUAUCCCCCAGCCCGGUUUGGUGCUUCUUCUGGAUGCGUUUAGGAAACGCCUACCUCUGCUUCCAAAGAUUCUGUUAAAAAGAUAAAUUGCCCAACAACCUUCCCCAUCACUUCAUGACUAAUGAUGUGUAUUUGAGGGUCAAAUACUGACAGUCAAUCUUUGAAGUGCAAAUUAAUAAAUUGGACAGUGUGGUUUAAUAAACACAGUUUUGCCGUAACUGGAACAGAAGUUGUAGGAGUUGUGCUGGCAGAAGCUGUACAUCCUCGAUGUCAGUUUUAAACUAAUCCUGGAGCAACUUUGCUUACUCUCUGUAGUUUAGUGCUUCGAAUAGAUGGGAAGUUUUUUUGUGUGUGUUGGAAAAGAAGUUAUUUCUUGUUCUUAAAAAAAAAUCAAAGGUGCAUUUGUUUAAUAACAAAACCCAAGUUACGCUUCUGAAAAGAGGUUUGUGUUUUUUGUUCAGUGCAGCAGAAUUCUUAAUGGGUGUUUAUAUUGUAGUAUUAGAGUGCAACUAAUGCAUUUUACUAAAUUGUUACGAUUCUAAUGAAUUUAGGCUGUACCAAAUUCUGUGCAGGUUUUUUCCAAGUCUCUUUUCAGUUUCAAUUUUGUGAAACAUUCAGUGUUAGCAGAGAAUCAGGGUAAAUUAAAACAAAAUUUGGCGUUUAAUGUUAACUGUUUCUAAAAUUUGUUGUGAAUCAAAAUUUCUUUAAAAAAAUACAAAGCGUUUUUUCCAACUCUCACAGUAAAACUGCAGCUCCUCUCGUUUUUCACGCAAGUUUUGUUGUAGGACAGAGCCCCGUGGGCAGCACGUCCCUUCCCAGCAGUGCAGCUUGUUGCUGAUUAACUGCCAAAUUCAUUAAUAAUAAGGAUAGCGGCUAGUGAAACUAUUCAUUGAUUAUUUUGACAGAUAACUUCUAGUGAAUGACCUUCAGGUUUUUUGAAAUUGAAGUCCUUAAGCAGCUCCCCAAGACCUGUGUUUUAAGCCUUUAAGAAGGGACAGCAGGUUGUGUGCUUGGGGGGUUUUGUGUGGGUUGUUUUGGCAGAUAGAGACUACAAAGCCUGGAUGAGCCCAGUUCUGUUGUGCACGAAGGUCCUUUUAUUUUCUUAUCCUUUCGUGGUCUUUAUUUGAAAGACAAUAGGCUUCAUUCUCAAAGGAAACUGCAAGGAGUUGGGUUUAGAUUAUUCUACAAACGGGUUAUCUUCCAGCAUCUUCCUUUCUUAAGUCGGAUGUGGUUUGCAUCUCCUGAAACUGCAGCAGGCUUUGAAGGUGCAUCUUAAAGUUAUUUCUAAGUGGCGCAGAAUUAUGAUGCAAAUCUGUUCCUUUUUUUCAUGAGUAUCUGCCUCUGCUUCCAGUGGAAUCCUUGAAAAUUUAUACUGAAGACUUCCCCCUCCUCCUUUGAUAAGAAGAGGGUCGGGGAGUUGAAGCUCACUGGCUUUGGGAGGUUAGCACCGACUCAUUGGUGGUUCAAUAAAACUAAAACUGAUUUUUAAGAUUUCUAGAUGUAGAGUGAUGCCCGUGCUUUGGGUAUCAGGUGCUGCUGAAUAUUGUCACAAGAGUUAUUGUUAUUGCAGUGACCGAUGUUGUCCCACUGAAAUGGGAUUUCCAGAAUUUUGUUUCUAGUAGUCUGGAGUCAUGAUUUUCUAGGAGUCACUGUGCUUCAUUUUGCUCCUUGUUUAAAUUUAUGCACUUUUUUUUCAGUGUUAAAGUCUCUGUGAAUGUGCAAAACAUCACAGACUUUUACAAACCAAGGUCCUUGCAUUCCGAAUCUCUUCAAAACAGCUUUAGUAAAAUGGAUGUUGUGCACUCGGUCCUCAGUUGUGCUCACAAAAGAAAUAAGAAGUUGAAUACUUUUAACUAAAAUAAUUUUGAAAUAUGGUGUUGAUGCACCAGGAUCUCUUCAAGCCGCCUGAACAUGGUUUUCAUGUCUUUGUUCUGUUGUUUAAUGCCAGUUGGGCACAGUUUUAGUUCAGUUUUCAGAAAAACAUUGAGGCAUUUGAACAACCAUUCUGUUAAUCAUUCGUCUCUCGUGAUUUAAAUAUUCCUUAUUUCAUAAUCAUGCAGAAGUUUAAAAGUAAGCUAUUACCUUUCAGGAGCUUUUCCGGGCUUCUGGGUAUCAUUUGAAAAAGAAAAGAAACCUCAAAACGUAACUCCGGUUUAAAACUGUGACUCGUACCCAUCGGCGAGUCAGGAGGAGGAUUUUGACCACGGGGAGAGUCAGCUUCGUCCGGGACGGGUCUGAAAAACUGAAAAUCAUUUGUAAAAGUCGCCGUUCUCUUGUGUAAUAGAUGAGUUUUAGUCUCUGCUCUUUUGUUUGCUGAAAUUUUACCAGUCCGGGCACAGAAUUUACUCACCCGUUCGUAUCAUCGUGAUGGUGAAUCAUGAAAGAAGCAAUCGUUUUCUUGUAAAUACGUUCAGAGGAGUUAUUCACCCCUGGCUACCGAAGGACAUCGAGUUGGUGGGGGAGAGCGAGCUACUUUGUUUCUUCAGUCUGUGACUUUUCAUAAAUUCUUGAGAUUAGGAAGCUGUUAUUUUUUAAUUGAGCUUUAGCCUGGAAAAGGGAAUAUUGGUUAAAUCAGGAGAUGGAGGAAAAUUAUCUUGAAAGUCUAUCCAUCAUUCGGAGAGGGGCGAUUACAGAAUGGUUGGGGUUGGAAGGAACCUCUGUAGGGGAUUUGGUCGAAGCCCCUGGUAAAGCAGGGUCAGUUUGGAAAGGUGUCUGUGGGUACCUCUGUCUAAAGUGUGUUUUACUAAAUCCUCCCUGAAGCAGAAGUGUCAAGAAUCAAAACCUUAAGCACAGAAGUUUAGGUGACUUGUUGUAAUGUAGAGACCUGUGUUCAUUUAUUUAAAAUUUUAAAAAGAAAUUGGAAAUCUGUGUUCUGUUUGAAAUGAAACCCAUGUUUGUUAGUGAUGGGUGCUCUCCCCUGGCUGGCAUUAAGGGUGUUGGUUGCCUGUAUGUGGAACGAACCCUGGGAGCCUUCGGAUUGCACGGGUGUUCCCAGCGCCGCAGCUGAGCCAGGGGGUUGCUGGUGGCAAUUCCUUCUACAGAGUAUUUUAAGGGUUUCUUAAAUGGUGUGACAGUUACUAAAGCUCCUCGACCUCCUGCUAAAGAGCACGGCAUACGGAUCUAAAGAAGUUACGCAGGUUGUUUUUGAUUCAAACCUGGCCAGCUGUGGCAUUUGCCCAGCAGAGGUUGGAGGCUGCUGUGAGCCUGCCCAGCGUUAACACCUGGGAGAGGGUUCUCCGUUCCAAACGGUAUCUUUGUAAUGUUAGAGUCGGAACAAGGUGUUUAGUAACGUAUUGUAGCUUUUGUGCAAGUCAUCUGCCAUAAACCAUGGCAUGAUUCAGCCCCGGGUUCAUAGUUCCUUCUUUGUUCCUUUGUUAAUCACUGACCUGGGGGAGGCGCCUGCAGAAUUUGCUCAUGCAUUCUUGUUGGGUAAAGAUGACGCACGGAUUGUCCUAAUAAGGACUUAGUUUGAGAAAGGGGCCGUCUUCUUGGAGGAGAUAGGGGCAAGUCAUAGGGCGAGCAGUUUCUUUUUUAACUGAGGGAUGACACAAGCACAAGUCAUUUCCUUAUUAAUCGGUUCAAACCAGUUCUUACAGGAACUGCUGGUGAUAAAUGUGGGACUUCUGAGAAGUCAUUCAUUUGAUUCUCAGCCGCGCACCAGCGCGCAGCCCAGCUGGCUCCUCCGCCUCCAAGGAAAUGCUCUGCUCCCAGCUCCAAUGCUCUGCUCCC
Molecule: messenger RNA, 6197 nt
Organism: Cuculus canorus (common cuckoo)
Lineage: Eukaryota; Metazoa; Chordata; Aves; Cuculiformes; Cuculidae
Gene: VMP1
Product: vacuole membrane protein 1
Exons: 12
Coding region: 554-1546 (330 amino acids)
Biological process (GO): Golgi organization; autophagy
Cellular component (GO): membrane; endoplasmic reticulum; endomembrane system
Source: RefSeq, a predicted model, not a curated record